UUACUUAAUUAAUUAUUUACUUAUAUGUAAAUAAUUAUUAAUUGUUGCAAGAACAUUACAUAAAUGUUAAAACUAUUUGUUUUAUGAUUUUAAUCGCCAAAAUCUUAAAUUAAUUACUUUAUGUACUUAAUUAUUAAUAAUUAGAACUUUUUUGAAGAUGUCUAGACAUGGAAUGGGUAAACCGGAAAUGAUUAAGGCGAGAAAUAAAGAGAGGAUGGAAGGUCGUGAGUGUAGACUUACGACGAUUGGUAGGAAAGAAAAUGAAGAAAAAAAUCCACCUAAGUUUAGGAGGAGGAAGUAGAAGGCGGAAGUAGUGCUUCCCGACGGACACCCUACUAUGGGGCAGUUGUCUCUUAGUCGAGGUACUACUAAUACUCCUACACCAGAGGAUGCACCGACUUGGCAGGCUAAUUGGAGUGAUUCCAUUGAUGAGGAUGAUGAUGAUGAUGAUGAUGAUGAUGAUGAUGAUGAUGAUGAUGACAGUGAUGCUGGUGAUGCUGAGGUUGGGGAUGCCCCACCUCAACAAGAUUUAAGCGUGGGGAAGAUCGCGCAGAGCGGGCUAUCUUCUACUGCCUCCUCACACUUUCAUGGGCCCUAUGGACGUUAUGCGACCAUACCUAGUAGCGAGGAAGGCGGAGAUGGAAAUAGGAAGAGGAAGACCACAAGGAAAGAGAUGUCGUGGUUACUUACAUCGGAGUCUGAAAUGUGUUCAGGCGCACCAGUGAUUCCCGAUGUGAUCCCUAGCUUUGGUGGUCACAUAGGCCUUGUACUGUGGACUUCCCCUCAACAGGACCGUGGAGUGUUGAGCUGCUUCCAUAGGUCGAAAGCUUAGGAGUUUUUGAGGCGAUAUAAGUUGAGUGCAGAGGGCUCAAAGGAGAUAGUUUGAGCCACAAGAUUGUCUCACUUGACAGGGUAUAUGAUGCAGCAUUUAGACAUGGCUUUACUGUCGGAAUUUGUGGAGAGGUGGCAGCCGAACACAAACACCUUCCACAUGCCAUUUGGAGAAUAUCGAUCCUUCUACAUGAUGUGCAACACAUUCUUCGUAUUUUGGUUGAUGGAGAGCUGAUGUGAGAUGAGGCUUUGCCAGAUAUUCACUACAAAAAAGGCAGACAGUUGUGACAAAAACUUACUGAGGACUUAGAAAUUGCGUCGAAAAAGAUGCAUAAUUCCGACAACCAACAGUUUUCGCCAGUAUUAUAUGCAUCACUACUGACAGAGUUAAAUUUUCGUCAAUAAUUGUGUUUUUUCGUC
Messenger RNA from Linum trigynum, 1251 nucleotides. The record is from the annotation of a GenBank genome assembly. Lineage: Eukaryota; Viridiplantae; Streptophyta; Magnoliopsida; Malpighiales; Linaceae.